Molecule: messenger RNA, 882 nt
Organism: Scutellospora calospora
Lineage: Eukaryota; Fungi; Glomeromycota; Glomeromycetes; Diversisporales; Gigasporaceae
Source: the annotation of a GenBank genome assembly
AUGAUUCAAGAUAAAUGGAAUUUUAUUUCACCAACAAAUAUUGAUCUGAAAGGCGUAAAAGCUUCUACAAUUGAACGAUUUGCAAAUUAUCCUGCAUCGACAAUUAAGGAUGAAAUCCUUUCUCGACUCGUCAAUGAUAUAGGAAUACAAGGGCGUACAUUUCAAACUUUAACAAAAGCAUGCAGUUUACAAUGUUCUAACUUAAUUAAAUUAACAACUCAGAUUAUAGUAAAUUUCGAAAAACUUAAUUUGAAUCGCUCCGAGUUCAUAGUAAAUUUUGAAAAACUUAAUUUGUAUAACUCUGAGUUCGUAUCUUAUUCAACAAAAUCUGAAUUAACCAUGUCAAAAAUUUUGAAAGAAUGUGAUUUAAUUAGAAGAGGUUACAAAGACAUAUCACUCAACUUAAACCGUAUUUCAGAUGAUUUUCAAACUCAUAAAUCAUACUUAGAAAAAGAAAAGUAUGUUCUUGAACAGGAAGUUUCAAAUAUUCAGUAUCGUAGUAAAUAUGAAAAAUUAAGUUUAAUUUCGAUGAUUGCUACAGGUGGUAUUCUUGGGUGGUAUUAUGGAAGAAAGCUGAGUUUGAAUCUGAGUCAAGAGAAGAUAUUAAAAGAAAAUGAGAUCAUAAGAUUAAAGAAAAGCACCGAUUACAUUGAAAAUGUGAUGAAUGAUGUGAAAUUUUUUGAUGAUAAGGUUGGGCUUUUUGAAAUUUUUUGGGCAAGACAAAUUGACCAUAUUUCAGUUACACAACAAUUUAUUAGCAAUGCAAAUAAAGGGAAUGUAGAAGUAAAUGAUUUUAAUAUGCAAUCUUUAUUGGCGUCCUGGAUUCAUGCAAAAACUACUCUCGUAAAUUAUCAAGCUAAUGUAAAAGCGGUUGUUCCUUAA